Mya arenaria is the source of this 2382-nucleotide messenger RNA. RefSeq names its product G-protein coupled receptor 161-like. The coding region runs from base 459 to 1748 and encodes 429 amino acids. Gene Ontology annotation, biological process: G protein-coupled receptor signaling pathway. NCBI's taxonomy places the organism in Eukaryota, Metazoa, Mollusca, Bivalvia, Myida, Myidae. The transcript has a single exon. Gene Ontology annotation, molecular function: G protein-coupled receptor activity. The record is from RefSeq and is a predicted model, not a curated record. Gene Ontology annotation, cellular component: membrane.
GCCAAACAUGUGGCACUUAAAUUCGUAUGUGCUCUGGAUGCUAGAUUGCCUUCAACAAAAAUGGAAGUAAACUGUUUUUGGAUCUUUUUGGUGUGAGAAACUGGUUUUAAAAAUGAUUUUGUUACGAAUAAAAAAAGGAAAUUAAUUCGAGAGGAUGAACUAUUCCGUACGAAUUGAGAAUUAAUCAUAUUUUUGAGACACGGGCGCUGAAUCAAGAGAUUGUGUAGUGUGUAUACUUAUUUAUUUUGAGUUACAAAAAUUGUAGACAGAGGAGAGAAAUGGACAUGACUUCGGAACAAACUUAGCAACAUUUUAUCAGGUACUUAAAGGAAAUUAUUGUUCACGAAUGAAACGAAAGGAAAAAUAGUUUAUAUGACAAUGUCAUAUAUGUGUCAUAUAAAACGUCAAAACAGUUCAUAAGCGUCUGCUGUUAAUAAGAGAGCGGUUGAUAAAAAACAAUGCAACUGAAUGAAAGUACGAGUAACUUGUCCAGUUCUGUUUUUGAAAAUGUGGAUAGUUUCAGCGAUGGAAGGCUUGACAUGUUUAAUUUGGUAAUAAUGACAAUCUUUUUGUUCUGCAUAUUUAUUGUGAGUUUUGUCGGAAACAUUUCCGUGUUCGUGAUAUUCUACAAGCGGCCCGUGCUAUUGACGAUUUCUAAUAGGUUUAUAGUAAAUCUAUCAGUAUGCAACAUCCUUCAAACCGUUGUAAUAAUGCCUUUCGUGUUUGUAUCGCUUAUUUCGCAAAAGUGGUGGUUCGGGACAUUUUGGUGCCAAGCCUCGGGAUUUGGGAUAAACCUGAUAUUUACUGCAAGUACAUUUACAUUGGUGCUUAUUGCCAUAGAUCGCUAUUUGGCAGUUGCAAAACCCUUACAUUACUCUAUGACAAUGACAAACCGAAGGUCGUCCUAUAUGACAGCUUCAGUUUGGAUUUUGGCACUUUUGUGUUCACUCCCACCACUAAUUGGAUGGAAUAGCUAUGAAUUCCAGCGAUACAAAAUUGCAUGCAUGACAGUUUCAUUUAGCAAACAUCAUAGUGAUAAAUCGUACAGUAUUUUUCUUGUAAUAGUGUGCUUCAUAUUGCCGUCAUGCAUAAUCGUGUGGGCAUAUUGUGCAAUUUUUAAAGCGGCGAAAGUGAACAGCGAAAAAGUGCGGCGCAACAGUACAAUAUCAUCUGGACUUAAUGACUACUCGGAAGUGUCACUUAGAGGGGGUCGUCGCCACAGCUCCGCGCAACUUUUAAUUCACAGACUUAGUUGCAGCAGCAAAACCGGGUCAGUUCUCUGGAGACGCGAUGAGAGAAAGACCGCGGUGACUAGUUUUAUGGUUUUAUUCACAUUUAUUUUAUGUUGGUUGUUGUACUUUAUCAUCAUUAUCCUAGAAUGCCUUUUAGACGACCCAGAUCGUAUAGACCCUGUCGUAAAGACGUUGUCAGUGCUACUUGCCCUGUCGAGUUGCGCAAUAAAUCCACUAGUGUAUGUGUUCCGCUGUAAACUUCAGAGGAUUGAAUUGAAAAGCAUUUUGGGUUUAAAACAGAAUAGUAGCAAAAGGGAUAUAUAUAAUGAAACUCAAAAUGGGUAUAGAAGACCAAGUUUUAACCCAAGCUGCAUCCGAAUGUCUCCUUGCAUAUCACGAGAAGGGAGUCAAGAAUCAGAAGUAAUUGAAAUUCUUUACCGCGUUCAUACAGCCGCGACAUUGACCUCAGUGUUACUACCGGAAGAGGAAGAAAAAUUGGCAAUGACAAAAACUUAAAUGGAUAUUUGUAUUGGACGUAUUUAUUGUUUGCACCUCUGUGACGUCACCAUGACUAUAUAUGUUUUGUUUCUCAUAGUUUGUUAUUUAUUUGGUAUUUCAAACGUUACAUUUGUUACAUGUAUUGUACCAUUUUGAUAUAUAUUUGUACUUCAGCUUCUUCACUUAUAAGGUUGUGUAUAUUCUGUAAGUACAUUGCUUAUUUAUGUUGAGACUUUUAGCUCAGCAGUUAUGAACCCAAUAUUUUUAUAAUUUUAUUAAAAACAAAAAUGUAACAAACAAUAUCAGUCCCACGUUAAAUUGUAUUUUAAGUUUAGCUCACUUUUGUUUAACAUACUCCUAUAUACAUUUUUAAAUUACGGCCUAACAACUGAAAAGCCAACGGACCAAUGCAUCAUUUAAAUGUGCCGCAAAUUGUAAAAUGUAUUCAUUUUCCUGAAAAAGGUGAUUUAUUGAAUCAACGAUAAUUGUCAUUGGGUGGAACAAUUUAUAUUUAGAUAAUAAAAUAAAAUUGGUUUAUUUCUCCUCAAUAUUGUUGAACCAAUACUCUUGCAUCAAUCCAUUUGUAAACAUUUCAUAUUUUUCUGCACAUCAAUUAUCUUUAUGUGUUGAUCAGACAUGCUGUAUCAUUUUU